GGUCACACUUUUCUUAACAACAGCUGACUAAGCAGACGUGUGAAUGGUCAGACGCCAUUACGUUACGUGCUGACGAGUCGUGUACGUGUACAAUAAAAACAGGAGAAAAAAGGAAAAUAUAUGUAAGGUGCAGAGAGAGAACAGUCAAAAUUAACUGUGUCGAUGUCGAACGAUAAUACAUAAAACAACAAAUAAACAAGAAAUAACGAAACAGCUAGCGUUCACCAAAAUAGGCCAGCGAAACAAUCAACAUUAACAUCUUUCUUGAGUCGAUCAGCCAAUUGGCUGGCUUUGCAACCAACUGCAUCAACAUGCAGCUUCUAAUUUCAAGUGUUUGCAUGGCGCUGACCAGCGCCGUAAUUGGCAACGCCUACUACCAGAAGCAGCAGUUCUAUCCUGCCGUUGUCUAUAUCACCAAAUCCAAUGCAUCUAUGGCGGUAAUCUACAUACAAUUUUUUGUGAUAGUCUUUAUGUUUGGCAAGCUCUUGCGCAAGAUAUUCCUAGGCACGUUGCGUGCUGCCGAAUUUGAGCAUCUGCUCGAACGCUUUUGGUAUGCAUUGACAGAAACAUGUUUGGCAUUUACUGUGUUUCGCGACGACUUCAAUCCCCGCUUUGUGGCACUUUUUACAGUGCUCCUCUUUCUCAAAUCAUUCCAUUGGCUGGCCGAGGAACGCGUUGAUUUUAUGGAGCGUUCCCCGGUACUGGGCUGGCUGUUCCACAUACGCGUCGGCAGUCUGUUAACCAUGCUGGGCAUCCUUGACUAUGUGCUCCUCAUGCACGCCUACAACUCAACGCUUGUGCGUGGUCCGACGGUGCAGCUAGUGUUUGGCUUCGAGUACGCCAUCCUGUUGACAGUUAUCGCCAGCACGGCCAUAAAAUAUGUGCUCCAUGCUGCAGAGAUGCGCACCGACACGCCCUGGGAGAAUAAGGCCGUGUUUCUAUUGUAUACGGAACUAGUGAUUGGAUUAAUCAAGGUGGUGCUCUACUUGCUCUUCGUUGUUAUUAUGGCCAAGAUUUAUGCACUACCCAUGUUCGUGUUCCGCCCAAUGUUCUUUACCAUACGCAACUUCCGCAAGGCUCUCAACGACGUCAUUAUGUCUCGACGUGCAAUUCGCAACAUGAAUACAUUGUAUCCGGACGCCACACCCGAAGAGCUGCGCCAGUCGGACAAUAUUUGCAUUAUUUGUCGCGAAGACAUGGUUAAUCACUCCAAGAAGCUACCGUGCGGUCACAUCUUCCAUACGACCUGCCUGCGCUCCUGGUUUCAACGCCAGCAAACUUGCCCCACUUGUCGCCUCAAUAUACUCCGUACACCAACAGUUAAUUCUACGGCGAUUCCCCGGGCUGCUGAAGAGCCAGCAAAUGCAGCUGCAGCAGCAGCAGCUCCUACUGGUGGCCAGCCAGCAGCUGGCGCCGAUGGGGCAAUCAUUAACCCAGCAGCAACAGCAACAGGAGUACCAGAUGCAGGCCAACCACAUCCAAACGGUUCAGCGAUUCGCAAUCCAGGAGUACCAAAUUUUGCAGAUAUUUUAGCCGAAGCAAAUAACCUAAGAAACGAAAUGUCAAAUCGAGCUGGCAUACCGCCACCUCCUAUGAUGCCGCCGUUUAUGAUGCAGCCACCCUUUGGAUACUUUCCUCCUCCGCUAGUACCGCCGCCACCGAUGCCGCAGGAUCUCAACACGUUCAACGAGGAUGAGCUACGCGCCAUGGAAGGCAAUCUACGCACACAUAUUGAGGAGCGCAUCAAGAUGCUUCGCAAUAUUUUGGUAAUGGUGGAUUCGGCAAAUAUUUUAAUGCAACAAUAUCAAGGGAUAAUUGCGCGACUGCCACCGCCUAUGCAAGUAGUGCCACCAAACCCGGAUACGACAGCUCAACGCGUACCAACGGCAGCCGAUGCAACAGCAGCAGCCGCUCCAGCACAAUCAGGAGCAGCAGCAUCUGCCGCUUCACCACUACCAAGAGCAGCAGCAGCAGAUCCAGCAGCGGCGUCAACACCAGUUUGUGAUAAACCGAGCACAUCAAGAGCCGCAACAACAGAGGCUAAGCCGCACGAGGGGCAGGUGAACAGCGUUGCUAUAAGUAGCCCUGUGGCAAAUGCCUCAGAAAAAGUUACUAUUGAAGAUUUGGGCGCUGAGGAGGAUAUCAACCCGUCCACUGAUGCCGCUUCUGUCGAUGUGGAUAGCGAGGAUAGCUCCGAGCUGAGCGAGCUGCGAAAGCGACGCUUGAAAUUCCUUGAGGAGCGCAACAAAUCGCCAACAGCUACUAGCGACAAAACAGAUUAGAAUUCGAACUGAAAGAAAUCAGCAGCAUCAGCAUCAGCAGCAGCGCAACAGCCUUUGACGCCCACCUUGCUCUCACACGUGCAUCUAGCAACUCGAUGUGUAUUCUAUGAAUGGAUAUUGAUUUUAGCUUAUUCUACAUUGACCCCUUAUCUUUCCGAAAUUUCUUCGACUUUGUUGUAUUGACAUGGUUUUUAAAAAGGAAAAAAAAAAAAUGGAAUGCUUACAUACACACACACACAUGCACAUACAGAACACAGAUUCACAUACGUCAUAUACAUAUAACGGUAUCUGUGUAGAAAGUGGGGCUAUGAUAAAGCGGGGCGUGCAAAUUCAAUAUAUUUGAAUAUAUAGUGUAAAAAAAA
Messenger RNA from Drosophila navojoa, 2644 nucleotides. RefSeq names its product septin interacting protein 3 (gene sip3). Lineage: Eukaryota; Metazoa; Arthropoda; Insecta; Diptera; Drosophilidae. Gene Ontology annotation, cellular component: endomembrane system. The record is from RefSeq and is a predicted model, not a curated record. Gene Ontology annotation, biological process: ERAD pathway; proteasome-mediated ubiquitin-dependent protein catabolic process. Gene Ontology annotation, molecular function: ubiquitin protein ligase activity.